AUGAUCACGUGGGCUCCGCAACCAAUGGUUGAGGCUCGCAGUCUGCAAAAUACUACGAUUGUUCUCAGGGAGGGCAUCAGCUACAGUUAACAGUGUAACCUUUUCUAUGACUAAGAGGGAGCCUAAAAAUGUCUAGUGGCACCAUAAGUAACUAUUAUGUCGAUUCUCUCAUAGGCCAUGACAGCGAAGAAGUUUUCGGGAGUAGAUUCGCCCAGGGAGGUCACAGUGCGACCUCGAGGCCAUCAGGUGUGGCAGAGAGUUCAGAUUUUGCCUCCUGUAGCUUUGCACCAAAAUCCACCGUGUUCUCCACCUCCUGGUCCACGGUGCAUCCUCAGCCGUCCGCGGCAAUGACAGGGCUCUACCACCCCUACACGCACCAGUCCCAGUUAGGGGCAGGCGACACGGGCAGAUACGUGCGCUCCUGGAUAGAGCCCUUCCCGGGCUACCCCAGCAGCUCCAGCGCCAGCUCCUCCAACGGGCGCCACUACGGGAUAAAGCCUGAGACGGGGGCAGCUGCCUCGUCCUCCACCACCUCCUCCUCCUCCUCCUCCUCUUCCAAAAGGACUGAGUGCUCCUCGGCCCGGGAGUCCCAGGGGAUCAGUGCGCCCGAGUACACGAGCAGCCCCUUCCUGCAGGAGCCCCGGGAGAAGGCGGCUGCAGGCAGCGGCAGCAGCGCGGAGCCUCCUGGCUGCAGCCACAACCCCAGCCCCAGCAGCGAGCUGAAGGAAGAGAAGCAGCAGCAACUUGACCCAAAUAACCCUGCAGCAAACUGGAUCCACGCUCGUUCAACGAGGAAAAAGCGUUGUCCCUAUACAAAAUACCAAACUCUGGAACUGGAAAAGGAAUUCCUCUUUAACAUGUACCUCACCCGAGACCGCCGUUACGAAGUAGCUAGGAUUUUAAACCUCACAGAAAGACAGGUCAAAAUCUGGUUUCAGAACAGAAGAAUGAAAAUGAAAAAGAUGAACAAGGAGAAAGGAAAUAAAGGAGACUAGCGCCGGGGGUGGAAAUGCACCGGGGGGGGGGGUCUGGGUUUUUAUUUAUUUUUCUAUCCCCCAGCGACCCCAGAUACAAUUUUUUUUUCUCUCCCCCCCUUUCGAACUUGAAAUCAAUCUGGUCUUUUUUAGCUAGAAGUGAGCUGUGGUCGAUGUCGGGUAUUUUUGGAAAUCUGUCUUGCUCGCCAAUGUGUUUCCAAAAGUUGCUUCAUUUCCCUCUCUUCCUCCUUUCCCAAAACGGUCGGUUUCUAAUAUUGUGAGUACACGGUAGCUUUAUCUGAUGUUAAAUGUUUGCCAUGUUUCUUAAAAGUGGUGUAGUCUAGAUAGUCACUUUGCCAAAGUAAAGGUAAGGGACAGAAUUAUUAAGGACGAUAAUACAACUAUAUAUUAAAUUACAGUUACUGCAAUCCAUGGCGCUAUUGUGUUGUCCAUGACUUAUUAAGCUAUUACCCAGAACCUCUGCUUUCUAGCUCUGAAUUUUGCUCUUUACACUAGAUGCCACGGUGAGGCAAUGAGAUCCCCCCCUUUAGUGCACUAUUUAGGAGGUUGUGUCAUACUUGAAGCAGUUUUCAGUAGGCCUAACAUGUCCUGAUCCCUCGGGUAGUUGGAGUUCUUGAUACUGAUAAAUGUUGUAUUAGCUAUCACAUGUUUCUAACUAGAGACCUGUUGUGAUUGUUGUCACUUAUUACGUAAUAAAGUCUGACCUGAUCAGAUGAAAUCACUGCAAUCAUCAAAGAAA
Messenger RNA from Alligator mississippiensis (American alligator), 1734 nucleotides. It is a transcript of the gene HOXD9, whose product is annotated as homeobox D9. The coding region runs from base 129 to 995 and encodes 288 amino acids. Gene Ontology annotation, biological process: embryonic skeletal system morphogenesis; regulation of transcription by RNA polymerase II; DNA-templated transcription. Gene Ontology annotation, cellular component: nucleus. Gene Ontology annotation, molecular function: RNA polymerase II cis-regulatory region sequence-specific DNA binding; DNA-binding transcription factor activity, RNA polymerase II-specific. Lineage: Eukaryota; Metazoa; Chordata; Crocodylia; Alligatoridae. The record is from RefSeq and is a predicted model, not a curated record. The transcript is spliced from 2 exons.